AUGUUUCAAAUAAGCACUGCAACGCUAUGGAACGAUAAUGCAACGAUGUCUAGAAAUCUUUGUGAGACGGUGGUAGAGACACCUAUCCCUUCCGCUGCGACUGGUCAACCGAUGUCGCAAAGUGGUUUCAGUCUUGCCCAAAGACAAAGUUUUGGAUACUUUGACGACAUCUCGGACGAACACUGGAAACGAGCUCAACAGAUUCACGCCAAAAUGUUUCCCAACCAUUCACCUCGACUGGGCCAGUAUUCCAAUGCAUUAGUCGUCAAAGACAAGAUGGCAGAACUCAAAAUGUCUAGCUUUUGGUAUGCACAAAACUUUCACGAAGAAUUCCAUUGUCCUCUUGCCCAACGAAUUCCAACGGAUGGUGAGGGCGAUGGACCGAAAUGGGUCUGUGAUCCCCACCGAUUGAAAGACAAGAAAGAUUGCUUAGUCUACUCAAUUGGGUCCAAUGGAAAAGCUGAAUUUGAAACUGGAGUGAGAGAUGAAAUCGGAAAUCACUGUGAGAUCCACACCUUUGACGUCGGCAGUUACAACAAGCGCAAUGGGAACUUUGCCGAAGCGCUAAAGGGAAUCGCAACCUUCCACCAUUGGGGAUUUGGUACUAAAGAAGAGGCCCAAAAGCAACCAAGAAGAUUUAAAACCCUACAGCAAACAAUGAAGGAGCUGGGUCAUGCAAAUCGAACCAUCGACCUAUUCAAAAUCGAUUGCGAGUGGUGCGAAUGGUUCACAUACGAACAGUGGCUGAACCAGGACAUUCGACAGAUAUUGGUCGAAACGCACAACGCUCCGAUGCCAAAUGUACAGGACUUUUUCUACAAAUUGCACGAUGCAGGCUUUGUUAUCUUCAACAAGGAAGCGAACUAUCAAAAUGGCGGAGGAGGCGUCGAAUAUGGCUUCCUGAAGCUUUCCACUGACUUUUUUGUAGACGGAAGUGUCUACGAUGCCACAGCAAUGAAGUAG
Cylindrotheca closterium is the source of this 963-nucleotide messenger RNA. Lineage: Eukaryota; Bacillariophyta; Bacillariophyceae; Bacillariales; Bacillariaceae. The record is from the annotation of a GenBank genome assembly.